GCAAUUUCGAUUUCAACGUACAAAGACUCGGUUCAAUCAACGUGCACGAAUGCAUCUCAAAAUAAAUCGUUCGCAUUGAUUUUCAUCGUUCAAAGUGUUUGUAUAAUGAGUUAAAAUGAAUUGUUUUUUUUUUCUUAAAAAAAAUCAUAUUGUUCGUAUAGUUAAAUAAGGAACGAAUGAUUGUGUUGGUGAAAAAUGUUCCUUUCUUAGGUAUAAUUCGGCUUAUUCGAAUAUGAAGACGAGUCCAGCAGCUGAAGAAAAUCCUAAUGGAGUUCUGCGUAGAAUAUCAUUUAAUAUAUCACCUUUGACACCUCGAGUUGUGAGAGCAAGAUCUAAAUCUGUCACUCAUGUGUCUUCAAAAUAUGAGAGUUUGGACUACGACGUUUGGGAGAAUGAUAUAUUAGUUAAAGAAGAACAAUCGAACGGUUACCAUGUUAUUUUAAGAACAAAUAUUAUAAGAUGGAUGCUUUAUUUACUCACCGGUUUGAUCACUGGAAUGAUAGCUGUAGCUAUCGAUUACGUUGUCGAUCAUUUAUUUGCAUGGAAGGCGAGAAUUUUACAAUCUUAUAUGAAUUAUUGUUUCGAAAAACCGUGUUCUAAUUUCGCUUACACAGCAUGGUAUUUAUCAGUAAUCAUACCAGCUUUGAUGGGAUGCUUGGUGGUAGUUCUGUUCGAACCGAGUGCUGCUGGAAGUGGCAUUCCUUCCGUAAUAUCGCAUUUGAACGGAGUUAAAAUACCUAAAUUUGCUAACUCGAAAGCCUUAUUUAUUAAGAUAUGCAGCCUAAUGUGCAGCUGCGUUUCGGGUUUGGCGACUGGAAAGGAAGGUCCAUUCAUUUACAUCGGAUCAACUGUCGGUAGUAUAAUGUCAUCGUUGAAAUUAUACAAAGUACCAUACUUGUCGAAAAACUUAUUCCGUUUAAAUUCCGUCCAAGAAGAGAGAGAUCUCAUGGCAGGAGGAGUCGCAGCCGGCGUAUCUGCUGCAUUUGGUUCACCAGUAGGAGCUACGUUACUGAGUUUAGAAGAAGGUACCAGCUUCUGGAGUGUAAUGCUGAUGUGGAAAAUAUUCUUCUGCGCUAUUUUCGCUAGUUUUUCGUUUGGUACGGCUAUAAACAUGAUAUACGGAAACUCGGAUCCACCCGGCCAGCAUACGUAUUUUGGAAAAUUCAACGAGACUAUGGUCGAGUACGAGUAUUUCGAGUUACCUUUUUUUUUCGGCGUCGGUGUCAUCGGAGGUUUGAUCGGAGCUUUUUUUGUUUUUAUUCAAUUGAAAGUGUCCGUGUUUCGGAUGAGAUAUGUGAAUACCAAAUUACUCAAGAUUAUAGACACUAUCGUGAUUUCAUUUUUAACCGCUGCGUUGGGUAUUUUUUCCAUGUAUUCGCUGCGAUCGUGUAAUGAAAUUAUACCGCAAGUGUACGAGCCUCAUUUCACAUUGAAGAUGUUUUGUGAAGAAAGCCAACACAACCAAAUGAGCGUUUUCUGGUUCCAAAAUCAAGAACAAUUGCUAAGAUUGCUUUUUCAUAGUCCUAUAAAUACCUUUGGUUUUCUUACUCUGAGUGUGUACUUUGUGAUAUAUUUCUUCCUGUUUUCAUUGACGGCAGGAUUAAGCCUAUCUGUCGGCAUAUUCAUUCCUUCGUUGAUACUGGGUGCCACAUGGGGUCGUAUUUUUGGCUUGAUAAUGCAUAAAAUUUUCCCUCAAUUGGGAUGGGCUGUACCUGCAAAAUAUGCGCUUCUUGGUGCUGCAUCACAGCAAAGUGGUAUCGUAAGAAUUACCAUUAGUCUAAUUGUGAUCGUCGUAGAAGCAACAGGAACGUUAAAUUUCGUAUUCCCAUUAAUGUUGACUUUGUUCACUACCAAAUGGGUUGGAGAUUUUUUCACCGAAGGAAUUUAUAAAAUGCAAAUAAAUCUAUCCGGUAUUCCAAUCUUGCCAGCUGAACCACCUCCUUUGACCAGUGACAUUGUAGCUAAAGAUUUAAUGAAUACUAAAGUAGUAGCUUUUCCUUUGAUCGUCUCUGUGGAUUAUAUCGUCGAUACGUUGUCAAAAGUCUCUCAUCAAGGGUUUCCCGUUGUGAAAGAAAUUAACUCGUUGAAAGGUGGCAAUAUUGGAUUGAAAACAUGUGGAGAAUUACGAGGGUUUAUUUUAAGAUCGCAGUUGAUAACGUUGUUAAUUACCAAAUCUUAUACCAUACCUACCACUGCCGAAGAAAUCCAUCGUAUGAUACAGUUAUUUCUAGAAUACAAGUCCAAGACGAUGUUGAUAACGGAGGUGGAUCUUAGCGAAGAAGAAAGAAAAUACAAUAUUGAUUUGAGUCCGUACAUGAAUCCUUCUCCAUAUUGCGUUCAAUUGGUCAUGUCAUUUCCACGUAUUUUUCGUUUACUGAAAAGCCUCGGACUUCGUCACGUUAUCGUCGUAGAUAACAAAAAUCAAGUAAUGGGAAUAAUAACACGAAAGGAUUUAGCCAAGUUUAGAUUAUGGAGAUACGCGGUAACGAUGGGAUUAAAAGAAUUACGAGUUCAAUAAAAGCACGUUGCGCCUAUUCUGCGAUGAUUAAUCGAUAUAUGUACCUACGAUCGAUAUUAAUUUUCAUUAAUUUAUUUCUGUUUGUGAUCUAAUUAGAUAUUUCCAAGUGUUACGGUUUUCGCAUACAUUCCAAAACCAAUUCGCUGUAUAUUGAUAACCUAACCGGUGUUUAAUAAGGCGUUAAAUUCAAUACGUUCGGUUAAUUUAUUACUUAUGAAUAGAUCGAUAGUUCUCGAAGGCGGUCUAUCGUUUACGAAAAUAUUGAUGAAACGUGAACUUUAUCGUUCAUUUUUACCUUUUAUCAGCUUGUUUAUUAAUUAUUUAAGAGUGGUUUGGGGGAAUUUGAGCAGUCAUUCGACGUACAUCGUACAUACCUGUGUUACCUAUACCGAAAUCAACUCGUGUAUGAGAAAGAGUUCUACUUUGGAGCUUGGAGAUAAUGAAUUGAUCGAAUGUUCCUCGCAAAAUGUCAAUAAAUUAAAUGUAAUCA
This is a messenger RNA of Planococcus citri (citrus mealybug), 3008 nucleotides long. RefSeq names its product H(+)/Cl(-) exchange transporter 7-like. The record is from RefSeq and is a predicted model, not a curated record. The transcript has 16 exons. Gene Ontology annotation, biological process: transmembrane transport; chloride transport. Lineage: Eukaryota; Metazoa; Arthropoda; Insecta; Hemiptera; Pseudococcidae. Gene Ontology annotation, cellular component: lysosomal membrane; intracellular membrane-bounded organelle. Bases 233 to 2518 code for a protein of 761 amino acids. Gene Ontology annotation, molecular function: voltage-gated chloride channel activity.